Coccidioides posadasii C735 delta SOWgp is the source of this 661-nucleotide messenger RNA. RefSeq lists its product as uncharacterized. The record is from RefSeq and is a predicted model, not a curated record. NCBI's taxonomy places the organism in Eukaryota, Fungi, Ascomycota, Eurotiomycetes, Onygenales, Onygenaceae. Gene Ontology annotation, cellular component: cytoplasm; prefoldin complex. Gene Ontology annotation, biological process: protein folding.
GUAAAAGAUAGGUAGACGUUAUAUCCCCUCACACAGACACAAUGAUGCUCUCAAGGCGCAUGCUCUCGAAAGAGGACGAGGAAGCCAGCCACGGCGAAGAGACCGAAGUCCGGCGCGAAGACCAAGAGAAAAUAAAUCGUUUUAGCAGACUACACCAACGAGAGACGGCAUUAGAGGAGCAACUCAAAACAAAACAGAAAGACAAGGAAGACCUUGAAGAAAUAUCCGCCGAACUCGAUCUCGCCGACGAAGACGAACCGGUCCCCUACAAAAUCGGAGACUCUUUCAUCUCCCUGCCCCUCCCAGAAGCUCAGGCUUUACUCACAGCCUCCUCCGAACAGAUCGACGAGGAAGUUUCAAAGAUAGAAGGACAGCUGGGUGAAUUACGAGAUGAGUUGCAGCAGUUGAAAGUCGCUCUGUACGCGCGGUUUGGCAGGAGUAUUAACUUGGAGACUUAAUAAAAAGAUAAAACGUUGGCUGGAGUUGGACGUUGAGGCCUGUGAGACAAAUAUAGGCUUACAGUAUGCCGCCACGAAGGCCCGGCGUUUGCAUGCGUGGAAGGGAAUUGGCCACAUGGUAGAAAGGCAUCAGACGCAUUGCGAAGUCAAGAUUUCUAACAAUGCACAAUGUAAGGAGCGUUGCAUAAGACUGUGUAUAAUUC